AUGUUCGAAGAUGUGAGGGCGAUUAUCUUCUGCGUUGCGUUAAGCGACUAUGAUCAGAUGUGGGGCCAUGGUACAGGUCCUCUUUGUAACAAAAUGAUUGCCAGCAGAGACAUGUUUGAGAGCUUGGUCAGGCACCCUUGUUUUAGGGACACCCCUUUCGUGCUUUUGCUGAACAAGUACGAUGCAUUUGGGGACAAGAUCAGCCAGGUUCCUUUGUCCACUUGUGAGUGGUUCGAGGACUUCAGCCCUUUGAGGCCCCAUAAUAAUAGUCAAUCCCUGGCUCAGCAAGCUUACUAUUAUGUGGCAGUGAAAUUCAAGGAGUUAUACUCUUCAGUUAGUGGUCAAAAGUUGUUUGUAUGGCAGACUAGAGCUAGGGAACGUACUUCAGUGGACGAGGCAUUCAAGUACAUAAGGGAGGUCCUCAAGUGGGACGAAGAAAAGAAUGAUAACAUGUAUGGAAUCACUGGAGAUGACUCGUUUUAUAGUACAGAAAUGAGUUCCUCUCCAUUUAUCAGACAGGAAUAG
Dovyalis caffra is the source of this 525-nucleotide messenger RNA. The record is from the annotation of a GenBank genome assembly. NCBI's taxonomy places the organism in Eukaryota, Viridiplantae, Streptophyta, Magnoliopsida, Malpighiales, Salicaceae.